AUGUCUUAUACUCAUAUUCCUUCUAAUCAAUCAUCAGAUUCAUUAGAUGAUUCAAACUUGUCACCUGUGAACAUUUUGGCCACCACAAAACGUAUUUCACCUGCUACCGCUGCUGAUAAUUUAAAAAUUCAACAGCAAAAGACCUCCACAUUAUCUACUUCUUCUAAUGGUAGCAACAAUAGUUCAUGGCGUAGACGUAAACAAAAUGGUCAUAUCCCAAGACCAAAGAACUGUUUCAUGGCCUAUCGUGAACACAUCCAACACGAGAGCCUUUCACAAAACCCCGGAAUGAAUAAUAAGUAUGUCAGCGUCGUCGCUGCUGAAAAGUGGAAUAAAGAAUCCGAAGAAACCAAAAACAUUUAG
Molecule: messenger RNA, 363 nt
Organism: Entrophospora sp. SA101
Lineage: Eukaryota; Fungi; Glomeromycota; Glomeromycetes; Entrophosporales; Entrophosporaceae
Source: the annotation of a GenBank genome assembly